Hyaena hyaena (striped hyena) is the source of this 3138-nucleotide messenger RNA. RefSeq names its product acyl-CoA synthetase long chain family member 4 (gene ACSL4). The record is from RefSeq and is a predicted model, not a curated record. Gene Ontology annotation, cellular component: endoplasmic reticulum; lipid droplet; plasma membrane. The coding region runs from base 229 to 2364 and encodes 711 amino acids. NCBI's taxonomy places the organism in Eukaryota, Metazoa, Chordata, Mammalia, Carnivora, Hyaenidae. Gene Ontology annotation, molecular function: arachidonate-CoA ligase activity. Gene Ontology annotation, biological process: long-chain fatty-acyl-CoA metabolic process; neuron differentiation; long-chain fatty acid metabolic process. The transcript is spliced from 15 exons.
AUUGAAAUCAAAAAAGAUAGACGUGUUCUUCAGAGAAAAAGGAAAUUUGUGUACUUUAUUGUCGGCUUCCAAAGAUUACUAACUUUUAUCUGUAUCAUUAAAAUUGAACUGCCUUGGCUAUACUGCUCCUCUUACCGCUGCUUCCAUUAUUGCCUUCUUCAGCAAAAUAAGGCUUUCUGCAGCCAAAGAAUAACAAGAAAUAAACACCAUUUUAGAAGCCUUGCCACUAUGAAACUUAGGCUAAACGUGCUCACCAUUAUUUUGCUGCCUGUCCACUUGUUAAUAACAAUAUACAGUGCCCUUAUAUUUAUUCCAUGGUAUUUUCUUACCAAUGCCAAGAAGAAAAACGCUAUGGCAAAGAGAAUAAAAGCUAAGCCCACUUCAGACAAACCUGGAAGUCCAUAUCGCUCUGUCACGCACUUCGACUCGCUAGCUGUCAUAGACAUCCCUGGAGCAGACACUCUGGAUAAGUUAUUUGAUCAUGCUGUGUCCAAGUUUGGGAAGAAGGACAGCCUUGGGACCAGAGAGAUCCUAAGUGAAGAAAAUGAAAUGCAGCCAAAUGGAAAGGUUUUUAAGAAGUUAAUUCUUGGGAGUUAUAAGUGGAUGAGCUAUCUCGAAGUGAACCGCAGAGUGAAUAAUUUUGGUAGUGGACUCACUGCAUUGGGACUAAAACCAAAGAACACUAUUGCCAUUUUCUGUGAGACCAGGGCUGAAUGGAUGAUUGCGGCACAGACCUGCUUUAAGUACAACUUCCCUCUUGUGACUUUAUAUGCCACUCUUGGCAAAGAAGCCGUAGUUCAUGGGUUAAAUGAAUCUGAGGCUACCUACCUGAUUACUAGUGUUGAACUUCUGGAAAGUAAACUUAAGACUGCAUUGUUAGAUAUCAAUUGUGUUAAACAUAUCAUUUAUGUGGACAAUAAGACUAUCAAUAAAGCAGAAUACCCUGAAGGAUUUGAGAUUCACAGCAUGCAAUCAGUAGAAGAGUUGGGAUCCAAGCCAGAAAACUCAAGUGUUCCUCCGAACAGACCAACUCCUUCGGACAUGGCUAUUGUCAUGUAUACCAGUGGUUCUACCGGCCGGCCCAAGGGAGUGAUGAUGCACCAUAGCAAUUUGAUAGCUGGAAUGACAGGCCAGUGUGAGAGGAUUCCUGGGCUGGGACCAAAGGACACAUACAUUGGCUACUUGCCUUUGGCUCAUGUGCUAGAACUGACAGCAGAGAUAUCCUGCUUUACCUAUGGCUGUAGGAUUGGAUAUUCUUCUCCACUUACACUCUCUGACCAGUCCAGCAAAAUUAAAAAAGGAAGCAAAGGAGACUGUACUGUGCUGAAGCCGACACUCAUGGCAGCCGUUCCGGAAAUCAUGGAUAGAAUUUAUAAGAAUGUUAUGAGCAAAGUCCAAGAGAUGAAUUAUAUCCAGAAAACACUGUUCAAGAUAGGAUAUGAUUACAAGUUGGAACAGAUCAAAAAGGGAUACGAUGCACCGCUUUGCAAUCUGUUACUGUUUAAAAAGGUGAAGGCUUUGCUGGGAGGGAAUGUCCGCAUGAUGCUGUCUGGUGGAGCUCCAUUGUCUCCUCAGACGCAUCGAUUCAUGAAUGUCUGCUUCUGCUGCCCCGUGGGUCAGGGUUAUGGACUGACGGAAUCAUGUGGUGCUGGGACAGUUACUGAAGUUACGGACUAUACUACUGGCAGAGUUGGAGCCCCUCUUAUUUGCUGUGAAAUUAAGCUGAAAGACUGGCAGGAAGGUGGUUACACAAUUCAUGACAAGCCAAACCCCAGAGGGGAAAUCGUAAUUGGUGGACAGAAUAUCUCCAUGGGGUAUUUUAAAAAUGAAGAGAAAACAGCAGAAGAUUACUCUGUGGAUGAAAAUGGCCAAAGGUGGUUUUGCACUGGUGAUAUUGGAGAAUUUCAUCCUGAUGGAUGUUUACAGAUUAUAGAUCGUAAGAAAGAUCUGGUGAAGUUACAAGCAGGAGAAUAUGUAUCCCUUGGGAAAGUAGAAGCUGCCUUGAAGAACUGUCCACUUAUAGACAACAUCUGUGCUUUUGCCAAAAGUGAUCAGUCCUAUGUGAUUAGUUUUGUGGUUCCUAAUCAGAAAAGGCUGACACUUUUGGCACAACAGAAAGGAGUGGAAGGAACUUGGGUCGAUAUCUGCAAUAACCCUGCCAUGGAAGCUGAAAUACUGAAAGAAAUUAGAGAAGCUGCCAAUGCCAUGAACCUGGAGCGAUUUGAAAUUCCAAUCAAGGUCCGCUUGAGUCCAGAGCCAUGGACCCCUGAAACUGGUUUGGUGACUGAUGCUUUCAAACUGAAGAGAAAGGAACUGAAGAACCAUUACCUCAAAGACAUUGAGCGAAUGUAUGGGGGCAAAUAAAAUGCUGCUCUGUCAUUUACAGGUGUGAGGGAGAUGGUCCGGUGGUUUCAGUUCUAGAGUUUUAAGCCUUGUUGAGCUGUUAGAAUGUAAGCGGCAUCUCAUUCUAAAGACAUGGUAAUAAAAAAAAAAGAAACCCAAAGUGAUUAAAAUAGUCAUUGAAUCUACUUUAACUUAGUUUUUGCCUAGUUCUCGUGAAACUGAAGUUGAAAAGUUGUUUCCUGUUAGCUGUGUCAUUAAUUUUAGAGCAAAAUUUUCUGUUUUUAAAAAUUAGUCUACCAUAUGCUUGUUUUCUUAAAGGAAAAUAUUUAAUGUUGAACAAAAUAGACUGGAGUUGGCAUAGAAUGUAGUUUGAGGAAAUUCGCAUCUUCUAAUGUGUAUUGUCUUCCUAGUUCAGAAGAAGCUUAAAUAUUAAGCAUGACCAAAAAAAAAUACGUAUUAACACUACUUCAAAGCAGAAGUGUUGCAGGGCUUUAAAAUUCUCUUCCAACAAUUUAUCUGGAAGGCAAAAUUCAAUCAUAAUAUAAUCUACAGAAUCAAAUAGUACCUUGGAAAACAUUUUAGGAUUCAUAAUUGUUGGCGUAGGUUAGACAUAGAAUCAUUGUAAUGUUGUGAAUAAUUACAGUGCCUGAAGUCUGAAUACAACAUUAAACACACCAAAAAAUACUUAGUAAUAUAUUUAAAGGGGAAUUUAACUGUUUUUUUUUUUUCUUUUUGAAACUCGGAGGUCUGAAAUCAGUAACUGUAAUUAUUGGAAAGACUUAAGAGUAAAGUACA